GCGGAAUCGUCGUUUGACCCCGGAAGUUCAGAAGCUGGGCGAGCUGUCACCGGGAUCCGCGGCGGCGUGGCGGCGGCACAUCGCCGGUAGUGGAGCCGCUGAGGAAGGUCACGCAGCACAAUGCCAGCUCUGCCCCUGGACCAACUCCAGAUCACCCACAAGGACCCGAAGACAGGAAAGCCGAGGACUUCACCAGCGCUGCACCCUGAGCAGAAGGCAGACCGGUAUUUUGUGUUAUACAAACCGCCCCCUAAAGACAACAUCCCCGCCCUAGUGGAGGAGUACCUGGAGCGCGCCACCUUCGUAGCCAAUGACCUCGACUGGCUCCUGGCCUUGCCUCACGAUAAAUUCUGGUGCCAGGUUAUCUUCGAUGAGACCCUGCAGAAGUGCCUGGACUCCUACCUGUGUUAUGUGCCCCGAAAGUUUGACGAAUGGGUGGCCCCCACCCCUGAGGUUGCAGAUAUGCAGAAGCACCUACACCGAAGCGUUUUCCUCACCUUUCUCCGCAUGUCCACUCACAAGGAAUCCAAAGAUCACUUCAUUUCCCCCUCUGCAUUUGGAGAAAUCCUCUACAAUAACUUCCUGUUUGACAUCCCAAAGAUCCUGGACCUCUGUGUGCUCUUUGGGAAAGGCAACUCACCACUACUCCAGAAGAUGAUAGGAAAUAUCUUCACCCAGCAACCAAGUUAUUAUAAUGACCUGGAUGAAACUAUGCCCACCAUUCUUCAGGUCUUCAGCAAUAUCCUCCAGCACUGUGGAUUGCAAGGAGAUGCAGCCAGCAUCACACCCCAGAAGCUGGAGGAGAAAGGACGCUUGACACUCAGCGACAUGCCACUCCUGGAACUAAAAGAUGUUAUUCUCUACCUGUGUGAUACCUGCACAACGCUCUGGGCCUUUCUGGAUAUCUUCCCUUUAGCUUGUCAGACCUUCCAGAAACACGACUUCUGUUCCAGACUAGCAUCGUUUUACGAAGUGGCAAUUCCUGAAUUGGAGUCCGCAGUCAAGAAGAGGAGGCUUGAAGACAGCAAGCUGCUGAGCGAUCUGUGGCAGAGGCUCUCCCAUUCCAAGAAGAAGCUACUGGAGGUGUUUCACAUCAUCCUGAACCACAUCUGUCUUCUUCCCAUCCUAGAAAGCAGCUGUGACAGUGUUCAGGGCUUCAUUGAAGAGUUCCUUCAGAUCUUCAGCUCCUUGCUGCAGGAAAAGAGGUUCCUCCGGGACUAUGAUGCACUCUUCCCUGUGGCUGAGGAUGUUAGCUUACUACAACAGGCCUCAUCAGUCUUGGAUGAGACACGGACUGCCUACAUCCUCCAGGCCGUGGAGAGUGCAUGGGAAGGGGUGAACAGACAGAAAGCCAUGGAUGCUAAAGACACGUCGGCGGCGGAGGAUCCUAAUAGAGUGACAGCAGGAAUGUCCUCACAUCCAGAGAACUUGGAAGAAGUGGAGUGCAUGGGAGCCGCUGCUGCCCCUGGCCCUGCAGUGUGUGGCGUGGAGCUGGACUCACUCAUCUCCCAAGUGAAGGACCUGCUACCAGACCUGGGGGAGGGCUUUAUUCUGGCCUGCCUGGAGCACUAUUGUUACAACUCGGAGCAGGUGAUCAACAACAUCCUGGAGGAUCGCCUGGCCCCUGCCCUCAGCCAGCUGGACCGCAGCCUAGAUAGACAGGUGAAGCCAGACCCUACACCUUUGCUGGCAUCUCGUCACAAUGUCUUCCAGAACGAUGAGUUUGAUGUGUUCAGCAGAGAUUCAGUGGACCUGAACCGGAUUCAUAAAGGCAGAAGGAAGGAGGAGAACACGCGGAGCCUGGUGAACAACAAGCGGGAGGUGGUGGCCCAGCGGCAGCGCUAUGAGCAAUACAGUGUGGUGGUGGAGGAGGUCCCACUGCAGCCAGGUGACUACCAUGGUGACGGCUAUGAGGACGAGUAUGAUGACACGUAUGAUGGCAACCAGAUCGGUGCCAAUGAUGCAGACUCAGAUGACGAGCUCAUCAGCCGCAGACCCUUCACCAUCCCUCAGAUACUGAGAACCAAAGCGCCUGGAGAGGGGCAGGAGAAGGAGGAGGAUGGGGAAGAGGAUGAAGCUGAAGAGGAUACUCCCAAGUUUGACCACUUCGUGCAGGACCCUGCAGUGCUGAGGGAAAAGGCAGAAGCCAGGCGCAUGGCCUUCCUUGCCAGGAAGGGGUACCGGCAUGACAGCUCAACGGCAGUGGCUGGUGGUCCCCGAGGCCACGGACAGAGCCGGGAGACUACCCAGGAACGUAGGAAGAAGGAAGCCAACAAGGCAACCAGAGCCAACCACAACCGGAGAACCAUGGCUGACCGCAAGAGAAACAAGGGCAUGAUCCCUUCCUGAGGCGCCUUUUACGGGUUCAACUCCACCCUCAACCUCAGCUGUGCAGCCCCUAGAAGGACACCUCACCGUCCACCAGCCAGCCAUGAGCGCCUUCUUUCAGACACACAGUGCCUUAUCCAUCGGGGGGACCCAGGCUUCCCAGCUGUGCUGGCAGGAGACGGACAGGGACAAAGCAGCCAGGUGUCCAUGCCAGAACAGCACCUCGCCACUCCCCUUCUUCCCUGGACGGCACAAACCUGGCACAAAGGAACUGCGAAUAAAGUCGCUGACCCUUUCCAGCAAUGACCCAUGGUUCCUGUGACCCUCUGUGUGUAUUCUUCAGGGACGGUGCCAGCUCGAGGACAGAGGGCCCCGCGGUCCCCAUGCUCGUGCCAGCUUUCUGUCUGCAGCGCCUCCUCAUGUCACUCUGCCUUGCUGCAGGACCCUGCUGGUGAAAGGAGGUGGCCGUGUGAGCACUGCAGGCCUUUGUCAGCUCCUCCCGUCCCCGUGGCCUCUGUCCAGGGGCUUGCUACUCCUUUCCCCCCUGUCUUAGAGAUGAGGGAGGCACAGAGGGCUGAAGGUGCUGCCAGGCCACAGCCAGGAAAGGGCAGAGCCGGGCUUGGCCUCUCCAUCUAACCCCUGACUCACAAGUUCUAGACCCCUAUCACCUCACACAGCUGGCCCAAAGACACUUGGCGAGUGGCAGAGCUGGGACCAGAACUCAGUGCCUCACAGUCUUACAUGGUCAUGGUUGACUGACUCCCCCAAAUGGAGAUGGGGAAGGCCUCACACAGCGAGGAUGUCACUGCCACGCCCUGUGUGAGUGGACAGGACACAUGCUGGUCCUAAAGCCCCCUGCAGCCCUGGCCAGCAGCUCCAGAGCGGGACCACAGCCGGGGCCUCUGCCAGGUGGGCUCGGCCUGGGCCCAGCGGGCCCUGCACAGUCACCCUGGAUGUGAGCGCAUGAGGCAGAUGCACUUGAUGAAUUGGUUCUGUUAGGCCAACCGCACAAGUGAAAAUCAAUAGCCAUCCCUCUGCAGCUCACAGUGGUCAGUGUGUUGGAGAUGCAGAGCAGGUAGUAGUGGUGGGGGGUGGUCCUCCCUGUGAGCUGCCAAGUGAGCAGAGGCCAGGCGUGAUAGCCUGGUGGAGGCACUUACCACUGACCCAGCUGAGUGGCACAGACCAUUCUGCCCCCGCUCCUCGCAAAGCUUCUCAAACCCAGGCAUCCAUUGCCUGCCCUACUUGUAGCCCCUCAUGCAGCACCCUCACAAGUUCACUUGCCAAUCUACCUGGAUAGCACCGGGGGUCCUAGGAGCCUCCUAGGAAAUAGUGCAGUGCUCCCCAGAGCGCCCUUUCCUGGCCUCAAUCUUCCUGUCUGCAGAGCAGAUGAGAUCUGCAGAGACCCCAUUUGAGGUUGAGAAGUUCAUGUGUUCCAAGUGUGCCCUUAGCCACACACACACACGCUGCUCCCAGGCAGGGAUUCACUAAGUGCCUUCCCUGGGCUCUGGCAGAGAUCACCAGUGUCAUUGCCAAUGUCUCUGGGAAAGACCAUGCACCUCAGAGGAUUUGGCUCACAUCCUUAUUCCUAGUCCAUGAGAGACAGUGAUGGGGGUUCCGAGUUGGGACAGUGCUUCUGUACCCUUGUGAGUGGGUGGCACAGAGUCGAUCUUUUUUAACAUAAAAAAGGGACCCAGAAGCCCAGCACAAGUUAGUGGCAAAGUGUGGGUGUGUCCUUUCCAAGUGGCCUCCUUCCUAAAAGAGCUGAGGGGGAGCCUGUGUGUCACUGCCACACCAGGAGCAGGGGAGCAGCACUACAGCACCCACAGCAAGCAGGCUGUAUGCAGCCUUCUAAAAUGACAUCAAGAAAGACAUGGUAGCAACAUGGGAAAUAAAUCAUCAAGAAUUUGUGUGA
Messenger RNA from Perognathus longimembris pacificus (Pacific pocket mouse), 4240 nucleotides. It is a transcript of the gene Ascc2, whose product is annotated as activating signal cointegrator 1 complex subunit 2. Gene Ontology annotation, molecular function: ubiquitin binding. Gene Ontology annotation, biological process: regulation of DNA-templated transcription. NCBI's taxonomy places the organism in Eukaryota, Metazoa, Chordata, Mammalia, Rodentia, Heteromyidae. The record is from RefSeq and is a predicted model, not a curated record. The coding region runs from base 121 to 2349 and encodes 742 amino acids. The transcript has 20 exons.